This is a messenger RNA of Dermacentor silvarum, 570 nucleotides long. RefSeq lists its product as uncharacterized. The coding region runs from base 109 to 531 and encodes 140 amino acids. Lineage: Eukaryota; Metazoa; Arthropoda; Arachnida; Ixodida; Ixodidae. The record is from RefSeq and is a predicted model, not a curated record. The transcript has 2 exons.
ACGGUUUUCAGCAGCGGCGCACGGGCGCGGCCAUGUUUGAUCACGUGAUUGCGCCGGCAUGACUGGCCUUGUGUUGAAGGCCAGCGAAGGAGCCGUACUGCUGUAGUCAUGGGCGACGGUGCGGCAAGCGGCGUUGUUUCGGGUCCACCGAUGGACAGCGGCUGGAUCGACGACACAAAGCUCUGGCCCAUGAUUCAACGAUCAUUUGUCUACGACUACAUGGUGAAGGCAAUCGACCAAGAUGGGAAGCCUGCACAGGACUACAGGGGGUUUGCAGAGGGCAUCAACCUUUCUGACAGUGGCAAUGAUGGGAAAGCUUUGUGUCAAUCCAAGGAUGGCAUCUGCAGCAUAAAGCUGUGUUCCAAGCUGCAGUGUUGGGUAGGGAUAGUCCUUGGUUGGACGCCCAUCAACAAAGUGAAUAGAACAUACCUGAAAGAAAAGGGUGAUUCAUGUAAUAUUUACAAUGGUUUGCUUUUAUUUGAACGUAAGAAUAAAGGAGUCCACAUAAAUAAAAAGCACGCACAUGGGUAACGCAUGCAGUUCUUAUUGCAAACUGCCACAAAUGUGACA